Drosophila sechellia is the source of this 427-nucleotide messenger RNA. RefSeq names its product essential MCU regulator, mitochondrial. The record is from RefSeq and is a predicted model, not a curated record. NCBI's taxonomy places the organism in Eukaryota, Metazoa, Arthropoda, Insecta, Diptera, Drosophilidae. The transcript is spliced from 2 exons. Gene Ontology annotation, biological process: mitochondrial calcium ion homeostasis; calcium import into the mitochondrion. The coding region runs from base 30 to 227 and encodes 65 amino acids. Gene Ontology annotation, cellular component: uniplex complex.
AAAUCAGCUAGCGAAAUAAAAACACAAAAAUGCCAUUUAGUGGAGACAACUUCAAGGACUUUAAAGAAAUAAAUAAAAUUCCCAAGGAGAACAAUAAGUACAAGUACAUCGCUGUUUUGAUCACGGUUAUACCCGGCAUUAUAUUGGGAGGUUAUAUGGGCAAGAAGUUGGCCCAAUUCCUCGAAGUAUUUGAUCUGUAUGCGCCCGAUGUCUCGGAAGAUGAUUAAUAUAACACCAUGUCGCAUAUAGAUCUUCUACAUGGCCAAACGGGAUGCUAGGAAAGAAAACUGAGCGAAAACAACUGCCCAGACCGGUAACCAAAUUCAAAGCAGGGUAAUAAGUGUACAGAUCAAUUGAAUCAUAAUUAGUGCAAAGAGCUCAAAAUCAAACAAGUUUUUAACAAUAAAUGUGCCUUUUCAUUCAUGUA